CAUUAGACGAACAACAUUGUGAAAAUCAUUUUAUUAGCUCAAUUAAGCGAAAUAGUUUAGGUAGAUUUGUAGUAACAAUACCAUUUAAAAUCUCGGAACUUAGUAAAUUAGGAAAUUCUAGGGACAUGGCGUUAAAGAGGUUGUUUGCUAUGGAGAGAAAAUUGAAUCGUGAUUCAAAUUUAAAAUCUGAUUAUAUUAAAUUCUUAACAGAAUACGAACAGCUAGGUCAUAUGAGUAAAAUAUCAGAAAACGAAAUACAGGGUCCUCGAUUUUAUUUACCCCACCAUGCUGUGUUUAAGCAGUCUAGUACGACGACGAAACUUCGGGUGGUAUUUGACGCAUCCGCUAAGACUACUUCCGGUAUUUCUUUAAAUGAUAUACAGUAUACAGGGCCAACAAUCCAAAGCGACUUAUUAUCAAUUCUUUUAAGAUUUCGUCAACACGAUUUUGUAAUAACAGCCGAUAUCACUAAAAUGUAUCGUCAAAUUUUAGUCGACGAAUCACAACGAAACCUACAAUUAAUUCUUUGGCGGCCUAAUCAAAAUCGGGAUGUCGAUUGUUUUCGCUUGAACACAAUUACCUACGGCACGGCUGCAGCUUCUUUUCUAGCUACUAGAUGUUUGAACCAGUUAGCCCUAGAACAUGAAAAUCAAUUUCCCUUGGAAAGCCAUUUAAUUAAAAACGAUUUUUACAUGGACGACCUUUUAACCGGGUCUAACUCAGAAACAGAACUAAUGGCCAUUCAAGGGAAUAUCUCCAAGAUUUUAAAAUCCGCCGGGUUCGAAUUAUGUAAGUGGACGUCCAACAGCCAAACCGUUAUAGAAAAUAUAAACAAAAAUCAGAAAACAACGGACAAUUUGGUUAAAUUCCAGGAGAAAGGUGAAAGCAAAACACUCGGUAUUUUAUGGAAUCCCAAUAAUGAUAAUUUUCAAUACAAUGAAAGAAUCAUCUACAGUAAUCAUGUUACCAAACGUACGAUAUUAUCAAACGUUGCGCAAAUUUUUGACCCCCUUGGAUUACUCGCCCCAAUAAUAGUAAUAGCUAAAUUAAUUAUACAGGAUCUUUGGCAGCUGAAAUUAUCUUGGGAUCAAUCCAUUCCUCUAGAUAUUCACACUAAGUGGUGUAAAUAUAGCGAUCAGUUAAAAUUUAUUAGACAUAUUCAGAUUCCGAGACAGGUUAUAUGUAGGCAGGCAAAUAUGAUUGAAUUGCACGGCUUCUCUGAUGCAUCUGAGAAGGCAUACGGUGCGUGUGUGUAUAUUAGAAGUAGGAACAAUUCAGGACUUUACACAGUUUCUUUAUUGUGCGCCAAAUCUCGAGUUGCACCACUAAAAAACAUAUCUUUACCAAGACUUGAAUUAUGUGGAGCGUUACUUUUGGCUCGUUUAGUGGCAAGGGUUAAAGACGCUAUCAAAAUUAACUUUAAUCGACAUUUUUAUUGGUGUGAUUCCACCAUAACUUUAGCUUGGAUAGCUGGACCUCCUAACAAAUGGAAAACAUUUGUCGCAAACCGCGUUUCGGAAAUACAUAAUUUAACAGAUCAAAAGGACUGGGUGCACGUAUCGACAAAACAUAAUCCCGCUGACUUGAUAUCACGCGGGGUAGAAUCAAUGCAGUUAGCAAAUUCAAGCAUGUGGUGGAACGGGCCCCCGUGGCUUUUAGACGAUAUAAAAAAUUGGCCUAUUUCAAACAUUGUUACAUCUGAAGCCCCGGAACAAAGAGUUGUAGCGCAUGCAUCAGUUUUGAGAAGUGAAUUUUCACUAUUCUCUAAAUUUUCAGAUUUAAACAAAUUAACAGCUGUAACCGCGUAUUGUCUUCGUUUUAUAGGAAACGCACGAACGCAGCUAACAAAACGAAAGGUCGGAACUUUAAGCACUACCGAACUGCAAAAUGCUUUAUUAAUUUUGAUAAGGAACGUGCAAGAGUCGGUCUAUUUUGAGGAAAAACAUCUAAUAAAAUCAGGUAAACAAGUCGGACGUAAAAGUAAGUUGUUAUCAUUACAUCCGUUUUGUGACCAGGAUGGCUUAUUGCGGGUAGGCGGACGUAUCGAAAACGCAAACUUUAGUUACGAUAAAAAACACCCAAUAAUUCUUCCUCCUAAACAUCACUUAACAAGAUUAAUAAUAGAACAUGAACAUAAGCGUUUGUUACAUUGCGGGCCUAAUCAAGUUCUCGCGUCUUUAAGAGACAAAUAUUGGCCAAUUUCCGCCAAAGGUAGCAUAAGGCAGAUUAUACAUAAAUGUUUAAAAUGCUAUAGGGUAAAUCCAAAACCAUUCGUACCCUUUAUGGGAUCACUACCCAAAAGCCGUUUAACACCAGCACCACCGUUUUAUAACUGUGGAAUUGAUUACGCUGGGCCUAUUUACAUCAAGGAAAAACGCGGACGUAGUAAUAAGGAAAUAAAGGCUUACAUGUGCAUUAUAGUUUGUUUUGUGACAAAGGCUAUUCAUUUAGACUUAGUAACCAGCUUAACUGCAGAAGCCUGUGUGGCCAUGCUGCGUAGAUUUAUAUCACGCCGGGGCCAACCUCUAAACAUUUACUCAGAUAACGGCUUAAGUUUUGUAGGAGCAAAUUCCGAGUUAAACGAAUUUUACAAAAUGCUAAACAACCCAUCAAACUCUGCCAUUAUCAAUAAUAUAAUGAAUAAGUCAGGCAUUACUUGGCAUUUUAUCCCUCCCAGAUCGCCCCAUUUUGGGGGUCUAUGGGAAGCUGGUGUGAAAUCGGUAAAAAACCAUUUGAAGCGUGUAGUCGGUAAUACAAAACUAACAUUUGAAGAGUUUUAUACCUUGCUAACACAAAUAGAAGCGGUUUUAAAUUCCCGUCCUCUUUCCCCUUUAUCAAAUGACCCAACAGAGUUAGAACCCUUGACCCCAGCGCACUUCCUUAUUGGUCGAAAAUUAACAGCCAUGCCAGAACCUUCGUUACUGGACAUCAAGGAGUCCCGACUAAACAAAUUUCAGCAUAUCCAGAAGAUGCAGCAGGACUUCUGGAAACGUUGGAGCAAAGAAUAUGUACAUCAAUUACAGACUCGGUCGAAAUGGAAGGAAACCCAGCAGUGUUCAAUCAAAUCAGGUGUUCUCGUCUUAAUUAAAGAAGACAACCUGCCUCCAUUAAAGUGGCAAUUGGGUCGUGUAGUUGACGUUCACCCGGGAAGUGACGAUGUGAUACGAGUUGUUUCAGUGAAGGUGUCGAACGGAAAAAUCCUAAAACGUGCGGUCACAAAAAUAUGUGUGCUACCAAUGGACAUGUGA
Molecule: messenger RNA, 3248 nt
Organism: Agrilus planipennis (emerald ash borer)
Lineage: Eukaryota; Metazoa; Arthropoda; Insecta; Coleoptera; Buprestidae
Exons: 2
Coding region: 126-3248 (1040 amino acids)
Biological process (GO): DNA integration
Molecular function (GO): nucleic acid binding
Source: RefSeq, a predicted model, not a curated record